Messenger RNA from Drepanopeziza brunnea f. sp. 'multigermtubi' MB_m1, 1599 nucleotides. RefSeq lists its product as uncharacterized. Lineage: Eukaryota; Fungi; Ascomycota; Leotiomycetes; Helotiales; Drepanopezizaceae. Gene Ontology annotation, biological process: glucosylceramide biosynthetic process. Gene Ontology annotation, cellular component: membrane. Gene Ontology annotation, molecular function: ceramide glucosyltransferase activity. The record is from RefSeq and is a predicted model, not a curated record.
AUGGAGAACGAAAUCUCCCUAGCCCUCUUCGGCGUGGCCUCGGCCGGCGGCAUCUGGUUCCUCUUUAUUGUGGUUGUCCAAGCCAUCGGAACGCUCCAAUUGUACCGCCGGUACUCUGCCAGGCCUAUUCCAGCUGUCUCUCCCACCCAGAACAUCGACUAUGUCCCCCAUAUCACUAUCUUGCGACCGGUCAAGGGCCUCGAGCCGCAACUCUACGAAUGCUUGGCCGCAACGUUCCACCAGACUUACCCGCUAGAGAGGCUCACCAUCUACUUCUGCGUCGCCUCCUCUGCUGACCCGGCCUACCCUGUCCUGCAACGACUCCUGUCCGACUUCCCCGAGUUCGACGCCAGGAUCUUCGUCGAGGAGGAAGACCCCAACCUCAGUGGCAAAGGGAAACACACCAACCUGGGUCCGAAUCCGAAGAUACGGAACAUGAGCAGGGGAUAUCGAGAAGCAAAGGGGGAUUUGGUCUGGAUCGUCGACUGCAAUGUCUGGGUCGGCAGAGGCGUCGCCGGUCGCAUGGUCGACAAGCUGUGCGGCUACACACAUGAUGGAAAGCCCGCGACACCGUACAAAUUCGUACAUCAGCUCCCCCUCGUCGUCGAUAGCGUUGGAGCCAGCGCCAGCGAGGAGGCUCGCGGGCUGCUGCAAGGCCUCGGCUGCGAAAGAUCCACAACCAGCACUUCCCCUCCCGUCGACGAGUCCUCCUUCUCCCGACUGAUCCGUACCAGCGGCGGCCGCCUCGAGGAGAUGUUCAUGGCAACCUCCCACGCCAAAUUCUACACGGCCAUCAGCACCGUUUCCGUCGCCCCCUGCAUUGUCGGCAAGUCCAACAUGUUCCGGCGCUCCCACCUCAACGCGCUCACCACCAGCCCUGUGAACAAGUACUCCCCGGGUAUCGAUUUCUUCUCGGAAAACAUAUGCGAGGACCACCUGAUCGGCGAUCUGCUCUGGCGGAACCGUAUCCCAGACGUCCUCUCCAACGGCCAGAGAUUCAAGAACCACGGCCUGGUGUUUGGGGAUCUGGCGAUCCAGCCCAUGGCCAACAUGUCACUCAGCGAAUACAUCGCCCGGCGGGUCCGCUGGUUGCGGGUACGGAAGUGGACCGUAAUGCUCGCGACGUUUGUAGAGCCGGGCGUUGAACCGCUGCUGUGUUCCGCGUACGGCGCCUUCGCCAUCUCCACGCUACCGUACUUCCCCUUCCCGCACACCUGGCUCUCCUUCUCUAUCGCGUGGCUCUCCAUCAUACUCCUCUGGAUGAAAGUCGACUCCCUCGUCUACGCGAAGGUACACUCGGGGUCCGGCUUGGAACUAGAUGCCGACACGCCGUCGUUUGCGCGUCCACCUGCAUCGGGCAGUCGGAGGGGCAUGUGGGAGUGGAUCGCUGCAUGGCUUGGGCGCGAGGUGCUGGCGUUGCCGAUCUGGACAUGGGCCUGCUAUGGUGGGACGACGGUGGUAUGGCGGGGCAAGAAGUUCCGAGUAGGCUUGGACAUGAAGGUCCGGGAGAUUUCCAAGACGCAGGAGGGCAGGGGGACACCCAUGCUGGAGAGGGCGCGCUGUAGGGAUAGUAUGCAGAGUAAGAGUAGAGUCGAUUGA